Molecule: messenger RNA, 2877 nt
Organism: Syngnathus acus (greater pipefish)
Lineage: Eukaryota; Metazoa; Chordata; Actinopteri; Syngnathiformes; Syngnathidae
Gene: mfn1b
Product: mitofusin 1b
Exons: 18
Coding region: 234-2510 (758 amino acids)
Biological process (GO): mitochondrion localization; mitochondrial fusion
Cellular component (GO): mitochondrial outer membrane
Molecular function (GO): GTPase activity; GTP binding
Source: RefSeq, a predicted model, not a curated record
GACGAUAACUGAAGGUUAACGAUUGGCAGCAAGUGUGAUCUAAUGCACGCAGGGAUUAACAACACUGUCAUAGAGGAGCAAUUUGUGUGUUUAUUUUGAGAAGACGGCCCUGGCUGUUUUAGGACUGUGGUAAUAAGAUCAUCAACGCAAAGUUCGCUACAUUAAUGUUUUGAUGACUGCUCGUUGUUUGCAGCAGCGAGCUAACAACUAACUGGCUAGCUAGUCCAGUCACAAUGGCCGUGGCCCCAACACUUCGACGCACCGAUUCGGCCAGAGGAGAGUUUUCCCCACUGAAACACUUUGUGGUGGCCAAGAAAACCAUAAGUGACCUUUUUGAGCAGCUUCUCAAUUACGUGACGGAGACCUGCGAGUUUGUGGAAGAAACAUGCAGCGAUAAAGCGAUGGGGAAAAUAGCAAGUCUGGAUCAAAAGUUGGAGAUCCAGGCUUAUGCAGAUAAACUUGCUGUCAUCAAGGAGGUGCUGGCUCGCAGACACAUGAAAGUGGCCUUUUUUGGAAGGACAAGUAACGGUAAAAGCACAGUGGUCAACGCUAUGCUGAGGGACCGCGUGCUACCCAGUGGUAUCGGUCACACCACUAACUGCUUCCUGAGUGUGGAGGGGACUGAUGAGGAUAAGGCCUACCUCAAAACUGAGGGCUCGGAGGAGGAGAAAAGUAUCAAGACAGUAAACCAGCUGGCUCACGCCCUGCACAUGGAUGAGAGUUUGGAUGCCGGUUGUCUCGUUCGUGUAUUUUGGCCAAAGACCAAGUGUGCCCUCCUUCGGGAUGACCUGGUGCUAGUAGACAGCCCGGGCACAGAUGUCACAUCAGAGUUGGACAGUUGGAUCGACAAGUUUUGCUUGGAUGCUGAUGUCUUUGUGCUGGUUGCCAACUCUGAAUCCACGCUCAUGAACACGGAGAAGCACUUUUUCCACAAAGUCAACGAACGAUUGUCAAAGCCCAACAUCUUCAUUCUCAACAAUCGCUGGGAUGCUUCGGCAAAUGAACCGGAAUACAUGGAAGAUGUGAGAAAGCAGCACACAGAUCGUUGCGUGAACUUCCUUGUGGAAGAGCUGAAGGUUGUGGACCGUGAGCAGGCACCCAACCGCAUUUUCUUCAUCUCCGCCAAAGAGGUGCUCAACUCCCGUAUGCAGCGGGCACAGGGCAUGCCCGAGACAGGUGCUGCCCUGGCUGAGGGCUUCCAGGAGAGGCUCACAGAGUUCCAGAACUUUGAAAGGAGGUUUGAGGAGUGUAUCUCGCAGUCAGCAGUGAAAACAAAGUUUGAGCAGCACACUAUCAGGGCCAAGCAGAUCACAGAAAAAGUCCAGUGCAUCAUGGAUGCCAUCAACAUCGAGGCCGCAGAGAAGAGAAUAGCAGCACUGGAGGAAAGGGAAUAUCUAAAAGACCGGCUGGACUUUGUGAAGAAUCAGCUCAGACUGCUGAUUGACGACAUCAAUAAGAAGAUCAAGGCCAUCAGUGAGGAUGUGGAGUCAAAGGUGUCCAACGCCAUGAGUGAAGAAAUCUGCCGUCUUCACGUGAUUGUGGAAGAGUUCCAUGCGGACUUCCACCCAUCGCCGCACGUCCUCAAGCUCUAUAAGUCCGAUCUGCUGUCGCAUGUGGAAGAGGGGAUGGGCAAGAACCUGGCUUUCCGCUGCUCAGAUGCCGUCAACGCCUCCGUCCAGUCGACUCAGAGGUUUAUGACAGAGAGUAUGCUCCCUUUACUGCCCUCUGCCAACCAGAGCCAAAUCCACAUGCUGAUGCCCAACAGGAAGCUGGACCUGAGUUACGACCUCAACUGUGCCUCGCUGUGUAGCGACUUCCAGGAGGACAUUGAGUUUCGCUUUUCUUUUGGCUGGACGGCGCUAGUGCACCGUUUCCUGGGAUCAGUCAAUGCCGAGAGAGCCCUCAAAUUGGUGGACCAGAAAUUGCAGGCCUCUCUACCUGCACUGCCCUCGGCCACAACGCCCUCCUCGGGACCCCCGUCCACUGUCGCGCUACCUAACCACGGGACGGCCGUCAUGAGCCAGGAAGACCUGAUGGUCGCCAUGGCGACCAACGCUGCAUCCCUCACCUCCCGCACGUCGAUGAGCGCGAUUGUCGUUGGAGGAGUGGUGUGGAAGACAGUGGGGUGGAGGCUGAUCGGCAUGAUGGCCUCCCUCUACGGUUUGCUGUACCUGUACGAGCGCCUGACGUGGACCACCAAGGCCAAGGAACGCACCCUGAAACGCCAGUUUGUGGAUUACGCCACAGACAAGCUGCAGCUCAUCGUCAGCUUCACCAGCACCAACUGUAGCCACCAAGUGCAGCAGGAGAUGGCGAACACCUUCGCUCGGCUGUGUCAUUUGGUGGAGCAGACCCAGGAGGAACUCGAGGCAGAAAUUCGCCGACUGAGCGCCAACAUUAAUCAGCUGGAAAGCGUCCAACUGCGCUCCAAGAGGUUGCGGCACAAAGCUAGUGAGAUGGAAAAACAUUUGGAGACAUUUACAAAGCAGUACCUGCAGCCUCAACAAUAAAGACAAUCCUCCCAACUUUCUUCUUCCACUGAAAGGCACAAACAAUCCAAGAGCAAAAGCAUUUUUUUGAAUCCUUACAGCCUAUGAUUCUGUUGUCUAUUUUUUUUAGUUCCAUAAUGAAUUGAUUAUUCUUGAGAGUAAACUACUAAUUUGUCAUGAACUUGUCCACUCCAUGUAAUAUUAUGAAAUACUAACCAACUAACUAAUGGGGUGCUAUAUUUGUAUACUAAUGUACUUCACACUGUGAAUACAACUUGUUUUUUUUUCGGGGGGGGAGGGCAAACCUUUGUGAAACUAAUUUGUUGUGUCUGUCAGACUGUACAUGCAUUUUAGCAAGAAAAAUACAUACAUUUACUAAUGAAAGAUA